Pipistrellus nathusii (Nathusius's pipistrelle) is the source of this 933-nucleotide messenger RNA. The record is from the annotation of a GenBank genome assembly. NCBI's taxonomy places the organism in Eukaryota, Metazoa, Chordata, Mammalia, Chiroptera, Vespertilionidae.
AUGGAGGCGCCGCGGGAGGCCGGCCGGGGCGCGGCGCCCUGGAGGGCGAUGUCCGCAGAGGAGCUGGAGAAGCAGUACAGCCCCAGCAGGUGGGCCGUCCGGCGUGGACCGGAGGAAACCCUGAAGACCUACUCGGAGAUAGGAAUCGAGGCCACCGCGGGGGCCCGGGCGGCGCGGAGGAGCCUGCUGGGCGUCCAGUACGGCGCCGCGGCCGGGGAGGCGCUGGACCUCUACCUCCCCGAGGCGGCGGCGGCGGCGGCGGAGGACGCCCGGCCGCUCUUCGUGUUCCUUCACGGCGGGUACUGGCAGGCCGGAAGUAAAGACGAGUCGGCCUACAUGGUGGGCCCCCUGACGGCGCGGGGCGUGGUGGUGGCGGUGGUGGGUUACGCCCUGGCCCCCAGAGCGACCCUGGACCAGAUGGUGGACCAGGUGGCCCGCAGCAUCGUCUUCCUGCAGGAGCGCUUCCCGAGCAACCAGGGGAUGUACCUGUGUGGACACUCGGCCGGGGCCCACCUGGCCGCCAUGAUGCUCCCGGUGAACUGGACCGAGCGGCCAGUGACGCCCAACCUCAAAGCCUUCUUCCUGGUGAGCGGGGUCUACGACUUGGAGCCCCUCGUGCACACCUCCGUGAACGCCCCUCUGCGCCUGACCCCGGAGGAUGCCCGCAGGAACAGCCCGCAGAGGCUCCUGGAGGCGGCAGCCGCGCAGCCCGGGGGUCCGGCUGGCCCGGUGCUGGUGAUCGUGGGCCAACACGACAGCCCCGAGUUCCGCAGGCAGGCCCGGGAGUUCUGCCAGACGCUGUGCCGAGGCGGGUGGCGGGCCUCCCUGGAGGAGGUCCGGGACGUGGACCACUUUGAGAUCCUCUGGAAGCUGGCGGAGCAGGACGACGUGCUCACCCAGAUCAUCUUGAAAACCAUCUUCCCAGAGUUCUGA